GUCAAAACUAUUUUAAAAGAAGAAAAGAAUCAGAGACGGAGAGAACGCGUCCACUUUUAUUGAGGCUGUGGCGAAAAGCAGAAAGCAGCGAGUACUUCUACCGGAAGUGAAAAUGUCAAUGACACAGAAUAUCGUACGGCGCAUCUUUGGCGACCGCAAACUUCCAGAAAACCUCUCCGAUGAGGAGUACGACAAGUACAUGCACGAUAAUUUCCCGAAGUGGAUGAAGGAGUUCGAGGAUGGCGGAUUCUUAGAACAAACAAAGCUACCCCCUAUCAAAAGCGAAGAGGAGCUGGUUGCCAAGCUGCAGGAGCACAAGGAUGACCUGCUGGUGAUCAAGUACUGGAAGCAUGGGUGCAUUCCCUGCUUGACCUUUGCGGAGAUGUACAAGGAAACGGCGGAGAGGUGUGCGCGGGAGAACAAGAGAAUUGUGUGGUACAGCGUGGACACCAAGGCUCUCAGCACACGUCAGUUGAUCGACUACCAGCUCAUUUCCGGCACACCGACAAUCCAAACUUUCACUGGACGGAAGCAGGUAGGCAACGAGAUCCGCGCCGUGAACUCAGAGGAACUGCUUGCGGAGCUCAACAGGCGACUUCCGAAAGCUCCUUAG
Leptomonas pyrrhocoris is the source of this 613-nucleotide messenger RNA. RefSeq lists its product as hypothetical. The record is from RefSeq and is a predicted model, not a curated record. The transcript has a single exon. Bases 113 to 613 code for a protein of 166 amino acids. Lineage: Eukaryota; Euglenozoa; Kinetoplastea; Trypanosomatida; Trypanosomatidae.